Messenger RNA from Vitrella brassicaformis, 1483 nucleotides. NCBI's taxonomy places the organism in Eukaryota, Vitrellaceae. The record is from the annotation of a GenBank genome assembly.
UGAUCACGAGCCAUGCUUGAAAUAUGACGUCACGAACGAGUCACUUCACACACGUAUCCAUUCAUCCGCCCACCCACCACUCCGUCGUAUCUGAGUGUGCGAGUGAGGGCCGCACUUCAUCCACCUCCCCCCACCAUGAGUCGCCAUGCUCUCGUGUCGCGUCACAGCCCGCACACAGAGAGACACCAUACCAUCCACCACAGAACCACCAUCCACCGUCGACACACCCAGCCAGCAGCAGAGAGGCUGCACGCCGAUGGUCGUGUGUGUCUUUCUUGUUCAGACUUUGUAUCCGCGAGACUUCCUGCGUCCGCGAGCCUUCUCGAACUUCCGACCCUUGUGGCGCACAAACGCCCUGCAGUCAUUGCGCGCACACAAACAUGCGGUCGCCAAGCAGUGUGUCAUCUAGUUGUUUGGUUGGUCGGGUGCUUGUUUGUGUGACUGACUUGGUGGUGCUGUGUGGGACGCCCGGCGCCCGGCCGAAGUACUUCUCCGCCUCGCGGGCCUUGGUGGGGCCACGGAGUAGCACACAGUCCUUGCCUACAGACAGAGAGAGACACCGUUGACCUUGUGGACACUGCCUGCGUGUGCUGAUUGAUCCUGUCUGUCUACCUUCGGGGUGCCUCAGCACGAACUCGUCGAAUGUGAGGCACUCCCCGCCGGCCUUGAGGAUGCGGCUGCGGGCGGUCUCAGUGAAACGCAGCGCACACACAGACAGCUUCGGCACAUCCAGCAGACGAACGUCAUCUGAACACACACACACCAGAGAGAGAGAAAGAAAGACAUGGCGAUCACACAAACUGGCAGGCUGGCAGCUUGUAUGUCUGGCUCUCUAUCGCUAACCGGUGAUGGUGCCGACGACGACUGCGGUAUGUCCGUCCUUGUCCUGCAUGUGCUUGGUGAGUCUGGAGAGGGAGAGGGGCGGCCGGAACCGCCGCGACAUGAACAGGCGCUUCAGGACCACCUUGUUGAACUCCGCAUCCGUGCGGCGAGCCAAGAAACGAUACAACUGCCAGGACACACACGCGCACAAAACGGUCAGCAACCUCACCCCCCUCGCAGAUCCCCAUCUCAUCUGGGCCUGCCUCCCCCCUCCGCGUGUGUGCAUCCCCCUCCCUCCCUCUCUCUCUGCCUCCCAUGUGCUGCCUGCCUGGGUGGCUCCCUCACUGACUGACCUUGACGAGCAGUUUGGUGUAUGGGUUGUCGGAUUUGGCGUCCUUGCGGCAGGUCUUCUUGACCCGGCCGCCCGCCUUCAAGUCGAUACCCUGCAGCCACCAGGCAAAGGGGAGGGAGGCAGCCACGCAGGCAGGACACACACACACAACACACACAGGGAGGGAAAGGUGGAGGAAGAGACCCCAAAACUGACAGAUCUGGUGUCCUCUCGUCGGACUAAGCCGCUGUCCUCCCUGCCCUCGGUCUUACCAUCCUCGGAGCGUCCGCCUCCCUGUUGUUUGGCGUUUGGCGGAGGAGCGGUUUCACG